AGCAGAGGACACUUGAGAAGUCUGUGUUGAGGCCCCCACCACACAGCCAUCGACAUGGUGAUUGUAACCAACAAACAGGGAAAUCACCAGAAGCAUAACCAAUACUUUAUGCUCAAGAGUAAACUAACUGUAUACCUAUGUUGAUUUGGAGAAAAGUGGUAAAUUUAGGAGUAUAUUUAGUUUUCACUCUUGUGAUACGUGGUGUGUGCCUUUAUUGUUGCCCAGUGGACGUGGUUAAAAGGAUGCAGUGAUGGAGUCAUUGGGAGAGUUUCGCUGUCCGCUGUGUAUGGUAUUCCUCUCCCUCCGACUCCCGGAGAAACAUAAAGCAUUGUUCUGUAUCGGGAGCAGCAUUGGAGAUCCCGUGGUGCUAAGACAAGGGCAGCCAGAGCGCAAGGGGAUCUAUCCAAAACCGGCACGCACCCAUAAUCUUAUAUGAGUAAGUCCGUUGGCUCUUCUGUUGUAGUGUGUGUUUCUGUCUAACAUUGAUUGUUUCUGACAGCUGAGAGAGCAGAGGGGUUUGCCCCUCCGGAACAUGCAGGGGAGGGCCAAUGCCACAGCAUGGAGGGCUGGGAGAGAAGACAACCUACAGGGCAGUGUGUCAGAGAGUCUAGCCUUGAGGAACCUCACUGACGAGGUGCCUACCAACGCUCAAUCCCACCCAUCUAGUCAUGCAAUACAACUUAUAGUCAUCUUGAUAGUCCCUUUAAUAUUAAAGAAUAUUACUUAACAUACAGACAAAUAUCAUGCUUUAAUUUAUCAGUUUCACAAGCUGAGGAUGUUGAUUGAGGAGAGCAUGCCCAACCUGCCUAAAUGACCCACUGAGACAGAGUGUCUGGAGAUCAAGGUUUCAGGGAGGCAGUGGGGCCACAGGGAGAGGCUAAGAAAGCUGGCAGAGCACCAUGACCGCCAGCUGGCAGAGAUACAGGCCCACAACCACUUCCUGGAGCAACAGAGAGUGGGGUCAAAGAGGUUAGGUCUGACUCACACAGCCCUACCCUGCCUGAGGACACGAAGGGACAUGUCAACUUUGACCUCAUAUACUCUGUGGAUGGCCCCCUCUCCUCCCAAAUAAGAGCUCUGAGGCUGGCCUACAUGCAGUCCGGUGGAUCUGUUCCAGCCGUUCUGGCCCAGGUGCAUGCCUGCAGGCUGAGGCCCACACUCUGGAGCAGCAGGCCCAACCUGGGGCUGAAACCAGCUGCAGGAGGAAGAAGAUGAAGCAUCCUCACCGGGCUGGGAACUCAGAGGUCCUCGCUGUGGAGCAGGAGAACCAGAGACUGGAGGAAGAGAUCUUCAGGAUACAAUUGGCCAGGGAGAAACACUGCGGGGAAUACGCAGUGGGGUCUGAGCUCCAUCAGAUCCAGAUAGAACACACCCACCACAUGGCCAGCAUCCAGGCUGAGAUCAAGAGCCUUCACAGGGAGGUAGAGGGGGCAGAGAAGCUCCCAGGAACCAGAGGCUGCUCCCACCCCUUCCACCUCCACCCCUGUUCCCUGCCCUGCCCUGCCAGCCAUGCACCAUCCCCUGGCCCAGAUUCAUGCUCCUCCAGCCCUGACCCAGCCCAGACCCCAUUCCUCUCCCUACGACCCUGCGGCUGGUUUCAUGGUCUUCUAUGACCUGGUGCUGGGGUUAGAUGCCAUGCUGAGGGUUCUGCGUCUAGUGCCUGGUCUCUACUCUGGGGGCCAGGAGGUGGGGCGUCCUACUCCACUGCUCCCUGUGAAGUGCCAGCUUGGAGGGGGUCUGCCUUACUCCCACACUGUGCCCCCCGGGAACUAUGUCCCACUGGCAAUCAAACAGCCUAUGCCCAGGAUGCAGCCGUCUCCCUCCUUGUCUUUGAUGGUUGAGCUCCAGGCUGCUGGGGGUCUGGACGCCUACGUUCAGGAGGUCCAGAGGCUGGUGUCCCAGGGCUGGAGCUCUUCAACCAGCACAACUAGUUCCAGAGCGGGUACUCGAGGGUCCCAGUACGUGCCCUCCUUGUCCGACCCUUCCUUAGCCCAGGCCAGCUGAACUCAGUUCCCAAGGUGAGGGUAGACACCUGUCUGGCUGACUGCCAGUGGUUAGAAUUAAGUUGGAUUGGAAUAUCCAUUCUACGUAAUGAUGGCUUAAAAUUACAAAGAAUAUCAUUACAGGUGAUGACAUAGGCUACAGUUGAAAUCGGAAGUUUACAUACACUUAAGUUGGAGUCAUUAAAACUUGUUUUUCAACCACUCCACAAAUGUCUCCACAAGUUUUGGUUUCCAAUCUCCCUGCAACUCUUCAAGGAAACACACUCCUUACCAUGUCAACAUUACAGCUGUCAGCAGCCAGUUAAUUUCUCUCUCUCCUUCCCUACACUGAUCACAAGGACCCUCCCCCCAUGGAGGAACCAAAUCAGAGGUGAGAAAGAGAGAUGUUGUGGGAUGGAAUCUCUUCCUCACCUCUGAUGAUGAUGACUAUGAUGAUUUAAGCAUUUGGUAAUCAGUAAAGGAAUACUAAUUCAGUCUGGAGAGUUGUGUGUCUUCAUUUGAUCACUUCCAUUGAUUGUUGUAAGUCAAAUCAACUGUUAAUGGUUGCAUACACAUAUUUAGCAGAUGUUAUUGUGGGUGUAGCGAAAUGCUUGUGUUCCUAGCUCCAACAGUGCAGUAAUAUCUAGCAAUUCACAACAAUACACACAAAUCUAAAAGGAAAAGAAUGGAAUUAAGAAAUAUAUAAAGAUUAGGAAGAGCAAUAUCGGAGAGGCAUUGACUAGAAUACAGUAUAAUACAGUACAUACAUAUGAAAUUAGUAAAACCGUAUGUAAACAUUAUUAAAGUGACCAGUGAUUCCAUGUCUAUGUACAUAGUGCAGUAGUUAUGUGGAAGUCUUCUUCAUUUUAUGAAUAAAAACUUGUUUAAAUUG
This is a messenger RNA of Salmo salar (Atlantic salmon), 2874 nucleotides long. Its product is annotated as coiled-coil domain-containing protein 17. The record is from RefSeq and is a predicted model, not a curated record. Lineage: Eukaryota; Metazoa; Chordata; Actinopteri; Salmoniformes; Salmonidae.